Selaginella moellendorffii is the source of this 671-nucleotide messenger RNA. RefSeq lists its product as uncharacterized. The transcript has 2 exons. The record is from RefSeq and is a predicted model, not a curated record. The coding region runs from base 48 to 371 and encodes 107 amino acids. NCBI's taxonomy places the organism in Eukaryota, Viridiplantae, Streptophyta, Lycopodiopsida, Selaginellales, Selaginellaceae.
UAGGGUUCUUGGGCGGCAUUGUGGGGCGGAUUUUUGGAUUCCCAGAGAUGAUGCGUCGGGCGAUCAAUCGGGGCAACAGCGCCGCUGUGCCGGCCACUGUAGCGGCAUCGGCAACAUUUAUGAGGUUCUUCAAGCCGUGCGCCGCGUCUAGCGCCCAGCAAGCGGCGGGCAGCACUCCAAGCUCCUCGGACAAGGAGCCAUCGUCGAGAGAGGGCUUCGUGCACACCCCAUCGCUGGAGAAGGAGAUGAAGACCAAGGACAUCUUCAAUGCCGCCAAGCGCAAGGAAGCGGAGGCCGCCGCCGCCGCCGCCGCCGAGAAGAGCAAGGAACGAGCCGGCGCUGCGGCCUAUGGUACUGCGCAGCACAAGUAGGAGGAUUGGGCGUCGCUCUGGCGCACAGUCCCACAGGUUUGGAGUGAUUUCCUUCGCUCGUUUGAUAUCGACGAAAACAGGUAGAACUCUAGUACUGCUCUCUUUCUUUCUAGGUGGUGGUGGUGGAAUCAUUUAGGUGGUGAAGCUCAGCUCAGCUCACCGCAAGGAUCGUCUCUCUCGAUCGAUCUCUGCGAGCUAGAGAGGCACAAGAAAAGAGAAAAACUUAAAGAGAGUGGAUUUGUAUAUGUAUAGCUCCUGUUUUUGGGACUUGGGAUCAAUCAAUCAGUAGACUUUGGUGGA